Messenger RNA from Purpureocillium lilacinum, 1635 nucleotides. RefSeq lists its product as uncharacterized. The record is from RefSeq and is a predicted model, not a curated record. Lineage: Eukaryota; Fungi; Ascomycota; Sordariomycetes; Hypocreales; Ophiocordycipitaceae. Gene Ontology annotation, molecular function: acid phosphatase activity.
AUGCAUUUUCCACAAUUAGCUGUGGCAGCUGCCGUCGUUGGCUUCUCGGGCGCCUCUGUGGCGUCACGCAUAAUCUCCGACAUCCCUAGCAUUUACAGAUCUUGGGGAGAGCUCUCGGUCUACGCCGACAACGCCGAGGAUGCCUUUGGCGUGAAGUCGGUUGGCUUGCCUGACGGGUGCCAGGUGGAGUCUGUCAGCACCCUUCAGCGCCACGCCCAGCGAUUCCCCGAUAGUGUCGAUGGCAAGGUCACCGGCGGAUUCGCUCAGAAGGUGGCCAACCAUACGAGUGCCCACAGCCGGGAAUCGCGCGGUGGCUUCAGCGGCCCGCUCAAGUUUCUAAAUUCUUACACGUAUAUUCUGAACGACACCGGUCUUCUUACCGGCGUGGGGGCAGCCACCGAGGUCUCGGCCGGCGUUUCGUUCUGGAACCGCUACGGGAGGACUCUCUACAAUGCGUCCGCCGCGCAGUUGCAAUACAACCCCGUCUUUGCCAGCAAUGGCUCCACGCGCCCUCGCGUCACCCUUCGUACUACGGGACAGUCCCGUAUCGAGAAUAGCCAGAUCAACUGGGCUCUGGGGUUCUUCGGGCCCAGCUUCAACGCCACGCCGGAUCCUGCGCUGACAGAAUGGACGAGCCCCUUCAAGGUGGUCAUCAUCCCCGAAGGCGGAACGGAGAAUAACACGCUCGCUUCAUACGACAGUUGCUUCAACGACAACUCGGAUGCGAAUGGCGACAUUGCCGCCCGCCACCAGGAUGCCUACAAGAAGAAUUAUCUCCGCUCGGCUGUGCACCGGCUUCAAGCAGACGCUCCAUCCGGCUUCGAGUUCACGUACCAGGACGCGUAUGCAAUGCAGAUGAUGUGUGCGUACGAGUACGCAUUCAUUGGCAUGUCCGACUUUUGCCACUUGUUCUCCGAGGACGAGUGGGAGGGCUUCGAGACUGUCUUGGACAUUCAGUACUACUACCUGUAUAGCUACGGUAACCCGACCGGGCGGGCUCAAGGCAUUGGGUACCUCCAAGAGCUCAUCGCUCGCCUUACGCACGAGUACAUCACGUCGUCUAACUCUUCCGUCAACUCCACUCUCGACGACAACGCCUCGUCUUUCCCUCUCGGCCAGCAGAUUUACGCGGACUUCUCCCACGACGACAUUCUCAUCUCGGUGCUCACGGCCAUGUCCCUGGACUACCUCAAAGACGCGCCCCCUCUCACACAGUUCCCGCCUCGCCCGGACCGCCGCUUCAUCCUCUCUCACCUGACACCCUUCGGCGCGAACCUUAUUACUGAGACAAUCGGCUGCUCCUCUGCCGACCCAGCUGCCGUUUGGGACCGCCGCGUUCAAUACUCUCCGACGCAGUACGGCUACGACGCCGCCAACGCAUCCCACAAGUUCAUUCGAAUGCGCCUCAACAAUGGGAUCCUGCCACUGCACACGAUUCGUGGCGGCUUGUGCGGCAACACUACCAGCGGGCGGGUUGAUGGACUCUGCGAGUUGAGCGCGUUCCUCAAGAGCCAGGAGGAUGCGUACAAGCUCAGCAACUACGACUAUGCGUGCUUUGGCAAUUACACGCUCACGAACUCGACCAAGGCCAUUGACUACGACGGAACAAUUUUCGCAGGAAAGUCAUAUAAUUAA